GCGAGCCGUCACGCUGACGGACAGCCCAACUGUCCAAUAGACAAGGUGAACUUGCGCAAGAGACUCCGCCCACUGUCAAAUCAUCCUCCUGGUGAUUGAUUUCAGCAGAUGUGAGGCUUGCGCCGCUGAGCGAGGAAAAGACGCUACCGCAGGCAUGCCACUGGCGCGCAGUUUGUCGGUCACCUCCCUGUCUGGCCUGGAGGACUGGGACGAAGAGUUUGAUUUGGAGGAUGCAGUCCUGUUCGAGAUCGCAUGGGAGGUCGCUAAUAAAGUUGGUGGCAUUUACACAGUGAUCCAGACCAAGGCGCGUCUGACCUGCGAGGAAUGGGGUGAGAACUACUUUCUAGUGGGCCCGUAUGUGGAGUCCAAUGUCAGGACGCAAGUGGAGCUGAUCGAACCCUGUAAUGCAGCACUCAGAAGAACCAUUGAUAAAAUGAACAGCAGUGGGUGCAAGGUAUAUUUUGGUCGAUGGCUGAUUGAAGGCUCUCCAUAUGUGAUUCUGCUAGAUGUGGGCUUCACGGCCUGGUCUCUGGACCGCUGGAAGAGUGAAUUGUGGGAGAAAUGCAGUAUCGGUGUGCCCUGGUUCGACAGAGAGGCUAACGAUGCUGUUCUCUUUGGCUUCCUCACUGCAUGGCUACUGGGAGAGUUUGCAGCUCAGUGUGACGAACCUCCUCACAUCGUGGCACAUUUUCAUGAGUGGCUAGCAGGUUUGGGGCUUGUCUUAUGCAGGCAGCGCCAGUUACCCGUAGCAACCAUCUUCACCACACACGCCACUCUGCUCGGCCGAUACCUGUGUGCUGGGAACGUCGACUUCUACAAUAACCUCGCAGAGUUUAAUGUGGAUAAAGAGGCAGGUGACAGGCAGAUCUAUCACCGGUACUGUCUGGAGCGUGCAGCAGCCCGCUGUGCACACGUCUUCACCACCGUCUCUCAGAUCACUGCCAUUGAGGCCGAGCACUUACUAAAGCGGAAACCAGAUAUUGUGACUCCAAACGGUCUGAAUGUGAAGAAGUUCUCAGCCAUGCAUGAGUUCCAGAACCUCCACGCUCAGAGUAAAGCACGCAUCCAGGAGUUUGUCAGAGGCCAUUUCUAUGGGCAUUUAGAUUUUAACCUUGACAAGACGGUGUUUCUUUUUAUCGCUGGACGCUAUGAAUUCUCAAAUAAAGGAGCUGACAUCUUUCUUGAAGCAUUGGCCAGGCUUAAUUACCUACUGAGGGUGAAUCACAGCGAGGUGACUGUAAUAGCAUUCUUCAUCAUGCCUGCUCGUACCAACAACUUCAACGUGGAGACCCUGAAGGGCCAAGCCGUCCGGAAACAGCUCUGGGACACUGCACAGACUGUGAAGGAGCGCUUUGGGAAGAAACUCUAUGAAUCACUUUUAGUAGGGCAGUUGCCUGAUGUGUCUAAGAUGUUAGAUAAAGAGGACUUCACCAUAAUGAAGCGUGCCAUCUUUGCCACCCAACGACAGUGUUUGCCCCCCGUCUGCACUCACAACAUGCUGGAGGACAGCAGUGACCCCAUCCUCAACUGCAUCCGUCGCAUUGGCCUCUUCAACACCUCUCAGGACCGAGUCAAGGUGAUCUUCCAUCCAGAGUUUCUCUCCUCAACUUCUCCUCUCCUGCCGAUGGACUAUGAGGAGUUUGUGAGAGGCUGCCAUCUUGGAGUAUUUCCAUCUUACUAUGAGCCCUGGGGAUACACACCAGCUGAGUGUACAGUGAUGGGUAUCCCAUCCAUCUCCACUAACCUGUCUGGGUUUGGCUGUUUCAUGGAGGAGCACAUUGCCGACCCCUCAGCUUAUGGUAUCUAUAUUCUGGAUCGGCGGUAUCGUGGGGUGGACGAGUCCUGUAAUCAGCUGACGUCUUUCCUGUUUCAGUUCUGUCAGCAGAGUCGCAGGCAGAGGAUUAUUCAAAGGAACCGAACUGAGCGCCUCAGUGACCUGCUAGACUGGAGAUAUCUGGGCAGGUAUUACAUUUCUGCCCGCCAUAUGUCUUUGGCGAAAGCUUUCCCGGACACAUACAUCUAUGAGCCUCAAGAUCCCACUUCAACCACAGGCUUCCGUUACCCGCGGCCCGCCUCGGUGCCCCCGUCUCCCGCCCACUCGCUUCACUCGUCUCCUCAUCACAGUGAGGCUGAGGAUGAGGAGGAACCAUAUGAUGAAGAUCUGGAAGCAGAGAAAGACCGGCUCAACAUCCGCCAACCGAUAAACUUACCGAACCGGAACAAGAAUCAUACAGUCGGUCUUCCUGAAAAAAUCUAACACACUCCUAUAUGCAUACAUACACACAUACUGCAGCUUAUAUACUGUGAGGCACUCGUAUACAGUGACACACACACACACACUCACACACACAUAAUAACACUCCCCUAAAAGUGAACGUAAUGCCUGCAAACAGUGUUUGCAUGUUGGUUUUCUGAAGAGAAAUAAAUAAGGUAUUUAAGUAUGUUGUGAGCCAUAGUUUUUGAAGAUUUCACUGGUGUCUUUCAUACAAGGCCUAGUACAAAAACAACAGAGAGCAAAGAAUGAAAUGGUAGCUAGAGUUAUUCAAAUAACAAUUCAUAUGGAUUCAUACCAUAUUGACAUCCAGCUGUGUGCCAGUGAUGCCAGUCUAAAUCUGACAUUCAAAUCGAAAAGUUACUGUGAAAAGUACUGUGAAAAGUUAAGCUGAUACAAAUAAAAGUGUUUCGCCUACUAAUGUAGGUUUCUUCCCGUGAUAAACGAAUUGAGAUGAAGAACAUAAUUAAUAGAAGCAUUUACUUUAAAGAGACCUUUAUUAGAAAUGAGAGCCUUAUCAAUUCCUUAAAGGAAAGUUUUAAGAAAAAUGCAGUAUUUAUACACUUUGUUCCAAACCUGUAUGACUUUCUACUGUGGACCACAAAAGAAGAAUGUUUUGAACAAUGUUCACGCUGUUCUUUUAUAUAGAAAAAUAGUGAGUCAAGGUUCAGUAUAUAAACAAAAAAAUAUGAUAAAUAUAUGACUCAGUCUUCUAAAGUCAUACAAGAUCUUUGUAUUAUGAACAGACCCAAAUUUAAUCUAUUUACUGAAAAUCAUUCUUUGACAGUCAUGGUCACUAUUCACUUUCAUUUUGCGAGUUUCAAUGAGCUAAACUUCUCCAUUUGUGUUUCACAAAAGCAAGAAAUUCAUACGUGUUUCAAAAGAAGAGUUUGCGUAAAUGGCGACAGAAUGCACCGUUGACCCGAAAACAUUCUUGCAAUGCUUUGCUCCCUUUUCAUUAUUAUGUACUGUCGAAAUCAUAGUGAGUAUCCAGCCAUUUUUGUUAUUGUUAUUAAAGACCAGAGUUAAAUGACAAGCAAGUAAUGUAGCAAAAGCUAACCAGCCAAACGAAUACACUGGAACAUCAUUGAUACUGUAAUACAAAUAUACACCAGCACUGUUUGAGUUUGUCAUGUCUGUCACGGCUGUAAAACUGAGAUUAAAAUCUACAACAUUAUUGACA
Megalobrama amblycephala (Wuchang bream) is the source of this 3455-nucleotide messenger RNA. It is a transcript of the gene gys1, whose product is annotated as glycogen synthase 1 (muscle). The coding region runs from base 155 to 2257 and encodes 700 amino acids. Gene Ontology annotation, biological process: glycogen biosynthetic process. The record is from RefSeq and is a predicted model, not a curated record. NCBI's taxonomy places the organism in Eukaryota, Metazoa, Chordata, Actinopteri, Cypriniformes, Xenocyprididae. Gene Ontology annotation, cellular component: cytoplasm. Gene Ontology annotation, molecular function: alpha-1,4-glucan glucosyltransferase (UDP-glucose donor) activity. The transcript is spliced from 16 exons.